UGGUUAUGUUGGAAAUAUUAAUAUUACUAUCAAAGAGGGAUCUUUAAGCUUUAAUCCUCAAAGAUGUCAUGAAAAGGCUCAUGCCUCCACUUUUAAUAUUUUCUCUUACUUCCCAAACCUGUGCCUAUCUUCUUUUAUUGGGUGUAUUGCUGUAUUAAUUUUAAUUAUAGAAAUAACUAUGUUUAUGAUGAAAAUGGUUGCUUUUAAAAUGUAUAAAACUAUUAGAUUCAUAUUCAUCUAAGGAAUGUUGUCAAUUCUAAUAGGGGUGGUUGGAAAUUAUUGCUUGCACUUGUCCCACCAAGAGACACUAUUCAUGUGACUUAAAGGAUUGGAUUAACCAUAACAACCUUGUUAUUUGGAUUACUUUUAGUUUUAAAAACAGCAAUUGAAAAAUCUUGUUGUGGCUCUCCAGACAGUAAGGCCCAUUCUUUUUUAUUUCUUAAAGUUUGCUUCUUCUGACAAGGUAUAGUAUUCAAUAAGUUAGGCAUCAAGAUCAUCGACAUGGGAACAUAAAUAGAAAAGCGUCCCAAUAGGAUUAUCAUACACCUUUGUCUUUACAUUUUUCUAUUGGGUAUAAAGCUAACCGUGCUGAGCAUCAUGUUUGUGUGAAGCAUAAUCGCAUAGACAAGUGUGCUCUAAACUCUUGCUUUAAAAGAUGGCAGUUAAGAAACUGGAACACCAUGCUCCAUGCUGAUCCCAUAUCACAAAGAAAAACUGAAAAGACAGAAUUUCUCUUCAAAUCAACUUAAGAUAUAUUGAAAAAAGAUCUUAAGGAAAAAAAAACAAAAUUUGACAGAUUGAAAAGGAAAAAUAUUUAGUAACCUCUACUAUGAGCGAUUUAAACAUUGAAAGAUCAAAGCCAUGGGACAUAUACACAGCUUCAAACCCAGGUCCAUCACAAACUGGAGUUGAUGAGGAAGCUCCAUGGAAAAGCUUUGGGACAUCUAUGAGUGCUAUUUCUUUUGGUUUUGUUGCCACGGCCAUUUUGAUUUCAAUGUUUCUUAUAAUGGCCAUUUUUGAACAUUUGUUUAAACCGAGCCCACAGUUUUCCACACCAAGAGCUAUGCCUGGAGGUUAUCAGGAGCACUCAGUACCACCAGGAAAACAAGGAAAUACACAAACAGUUCCAUCAUCUUAUGCGUCUGAUCUAUCAGUAUUGAUGCCAGGGCAGCAAUAUCCUACCUACAUCGCCCAACCUGCUCCUCUGCCUUGUCCAAGGGAAGGGACUUAUUGGCCUUCUCAUGAACAUCAUUUUGUAUUUAAUUAGCGCAAAUUUUUCUAACCUACAAUAUAUUUAUUAGUGAAUUUCUAUGCAAACAGUUACUCAGAGAC
Gastrolobium bilobum is the source of this 1332-nucleotide messenger RNA. RefSeq lists its product as uncharacterized. The transcript is spliced from 4 exons. The record is from RefSeq and is a predicted model, not a curated record. Lineage: Eukaryota; Viridiplantae; Streptophyta; Magnoliopsida; Fabales; Fabaceae. The coding region runs from base 830 to 1267 and encodes 145 amino acids.